Beta vulgaris subsp. vulgaris (sugar beet) is the source of this 1983-nucleotide messenger RNA. Its product is annotated as NAC domain-containing protein 30. Gene Ontology annotation, molecular function: DNA binding. The transcript has 4 exons. The record is from RefSeq and is a predicted model, not a curated record. Gene Ontology annotation, biological process: regulation of DNA-templated transcription. Bases 369 to 1415 code for a protein of 348 amino acids. NCBI's taxonomy places the organism in Eukaryota, Viridiplantae, Streptophyta, Magnoliopsida, Caryophyllales, Amaranthaceae.
UAGUGAUAGGAGGAAGUAUAUAUAUGAGAAGUAUAGUGGUGUUGUAACACAAAUAUUUACGGGUGGCGUGAAAAGAGUUGUGUGUCACACCGUCCAAAAAUAUAUGGUAAAAAUUUGCGCAAUCUGCUAACCCCAUGCGUAAUUGAUAACCCUCUUUCUCACCUUCUUUUUUAACUUCACAAACAUAACCAUAUCUAUAUAUAUAAACACAUAUAUGAUUGCCAUUUUUCUCCAAGACAUAUUCAUCUCUAUAUACCUCAAGCAACUAUUGAUCCUUGUGGGUGUUGUACGUUCACCAUUUUUUCGUCGAACCCGAAUCGAGGAAGAGGAGAAGGAGGAGAGGACAAGAUCUUAUUCAUUCUUUGAUUAUGGAUCAUAAUGAAUCAUGUGUUCCACCGGGGUUUAGGUUUCAUCCCACAGAAGAAGAAUUAGUGGGGUUCUACCUUAAGAACAAGGUCAACUCUCUCAAAUUUGAUCUAGAUGUCAUCAUUGACAUAGAUCUUUACAGAAUUGAACCAUGGGACAUUCAAGAUAAAUGCAAGUUGGGAUAUACCGAGCCAAAUGAAUGGUACUUCUUCAGCCACAAAGACAGGAAAUACCCAACCGGAACACGCACAAACCGGGCGACGGCGGCCGGAUUCUGGAAGGCGACGGGCAGAGACAAGGCAGUGCUAUCGAAGAAUAAUAUCAUAGGGAUGAGAAAAACCCUUGUGUUCUAUAAAGGUCGUGCACCUAAUGGCAGGAAAACUGAUUGGAUCAUGCAUGAAUAUCGUCUACAAACAUCUGAACAUGCUCCUCCUCAGGCAAAAGGAUGGGUGGUAUGCAGAGCAUUCAAGAAACCAAGUCCAAGUCACAAACAAGGAUUUGAAGCUUGGAAUCAUCAUAAUAAUAACUACUACAUGAGAAAUAAUAACAGCAGCUAUGACAGAUUUAUUGGGUCACCUUCAAUUCAAGAUAUAUCAUCAAGUCCUUCAGAUUCUUUCAAUCAAGGUCAUUCAAACUUCAACAAUAAUCCUCAACAUUCUAUGCAACAACAUCAGCAUUACAAUAAUACUAGUUUUGAUCAGGAUUAUAUUUCUUCUAAUGGUGGAGUUAAUCUGAUGGAAAAUCAACUAAUAAUUGAUCUUCCUCGAUUAGACAGUCCAUCACUUUCCACAAGCUUUGCAGCACAAGAUCAAUCAUAUGAUCAUCAUCAUCAUCAUCAUCAGAGUGGUGAUAAUCAUGAAAGAAGCAACAACAGGUGGGAAUCUUUGGAUAGUUUUCUUGGAAAUUCAUCACAAAUAAUAUUACCUGAAAUAUCAGCAAGUUCUUCAUCUUUUUCUAAGCCACAAAAUAUGCAGUUGAAUUCUCAUGAUUAUGAACUUGAGGUUCAGAAUCAACUUGGCAGCUUUCUGGAAUGUUUUCCCAACUUAUAGCAAAGGUUAAUUCAUCCAAAAAAGCCAAAAAAAAAAAAAACACAAAAAAAACAUAUUGAUAUAUUUCUAAAGCUAACACAGAAAUUGUGGUGGCCCUGAAUAUUGUUUGGCUGAGUUUGGACAUGCUAAACAUAUAAUACUACCUUUAUUCGGGUCCAGUUGUUACAUUACUAGUUCAAAUUAUACUAUCAACGUGACAAUCGAUAUUCAACGAUUGGAUCAUGGUAGGAAAGUCAGGAUAUAUAUUGUGUGUUUUAGACAAAAGGACAGCUUCUGUCAACAUGGAAGUCCUUAGAAGUUCAAUUCUUCUUAAUUUCUUCAUGUAAUAUGCAUGUUAACAAGGCAUGCUAUAGUAUCCCAAUAUCAUCCCAAAUGUAACUCUUUUUUUUUCUUCUUUUCAAUAAUUGUUUUUAAAUGUAAAGUUAGUAGGGUUUGAUAAGCUCAAACCCAUAAAGAUUUAUUCAAGUUUUUAUAUACAAUAUGAUGGUAAAUGUCUAUAUGUUAAUUACAUGCUCCUUGCUUGUACAAUCAGAAAUCAUGUUAUUGCUCAUACUAAUAGUCUAAUACA